This is a messenger RNA of Pyricularia pennisetigena, 1317 nucleotides long. RefSeq lists its product as uncharacterized. The transcript has a single exon. The record is from RefSeq and is a predicted model, not a curated record. Gene Ontology annotation, biological process: transmembrane transport. The coding region runs from base 1 to 1317 and encodes 438 amino acids. NCBI's taxonomy places the organism in Eukaryota, Fungi, Ascomycota, Sordariomycetes, Magnaporthales, Pyriculariaceae. Gene Ontology annotation, cellular component: endoplasmic reticulum; membrane.
AUGUCGUCUGGAAUAGGGCCUUCCUUCAUAGGCGCUAUCCAGGCCUCCCUCUCCGUACUCCUCACCAUAUUCUAUGGAGUCAUCGCCUCUCAGUUCAAUCUGCUCAACUCGGACGCAGCGCGUCAGGUCUCGAAAGCAUGCGUCAAGAUAUUCCUUCCCGCGCUGCUCAUGACCAAGCUCGGAGACCAGCUGAGCAUUGAGGUCGUAGGGCGGUAUUUGCCCAUCCUGCUGUGGGCCGUGGUCUGCAACAUCUUGUCCAUCUGCGUGGGAAAACUGCUGGAGAAGACGCUGCCCAGAUCCUGGGAGAUGCCGGCCUGGACAACUCCAGCGAUUGCAUUCAACAACACCACCUCGAUGCCUUUGCUGCUCAUCCAGGCGCUGGAGAAGACGGGAAUUCUGAGCAGCAUCUUGAUCCCUGGGGGGAGCGACAGUAUGGACGAUGCCGUCCAGCGGGCCAAGACGUAUUUUCUCAUCAACACCAUGGUUAGCAAUUCCAUCACCUUCGCGCUAGGCCCGAAACUUCUUAGUGCGGAUGCGGAGGAUGCGCCAUCUGGUGAGGGCAAAUCCGUCGAGAGCGAUUCCGAGAGCGGCGACGAAGAGGACGGCGGCGCCGACGAACACACCUCACUCCUUCCUUCUCCUGUCCUGAGAAGAGGUCGCCGGGCCUCGCGAAAAGUCUAUUCUCAUCUGAGCUCGAUCCACCAGUCUCUUCCUCACCCGGUACAGGUGGUCCUGCAUCACAUCGCACCGUUCGCCAACGCACCCGUCUUUGGGGCUGCAGCGGGAUUCAUCCUCGGUUUAACUCCACCAUUGAAGAAGGCCUUCUUCGCGGAUCCCUUCGAGGGCGGUUUCUUCAGCGCAUGGAUAACCACAUCACUACAGAACAUCGGUGACCUGUUUGCGUCUCUGCAGGUCAUCGUCGUGGGUGUGAAGCUGGCAGAAGCCAUGCGCAAGGUCAAGCGCGGGGAUGAUGAUUCUGAUUCGGACGAUGGCAAGUCUGGUGCCGUGCCGUGGCGCGCCGCCACGAUCGUGCUGUUGAUCCGCUUCUUCAUUUGGCCGGCGGUCGCUGUCUCUACCAUCUGGAUGUUGGCGAAACACACCGGAGUACUCAGCGAAGAUCCGAUUUUGGUAUUCUGCAUGAUGCUCAUGCCCGCUGGACCACCAGCUUUGAAGCUGAUGGCGCUGGCCGAGGUCAAUGACAGCAGCGAAAACCAGAAGCUGGCGGUCGCCAAGUUUCUUGCAUUUGCCUAUGCUGUAAGCCCGCUGAUGGCACUCACUGUAGUGGCUAGCCUGAAGGCAACCGAAAACGUUGCUUGA